Messenger RNA from Symbiodinium natans, 4218 nucleotides. The record is from the annotation of a GenBank genome assembly. Lineage: Eukaryota; Dinophyceae; Suessiales; Symbiodiniaceae.
AUGGAACUAGCCUCAUUGGUCAGCGUGGAAGACGGAACGGUGGACAUCUUGGAAUUUUGGCCACCGGCCUCAGAGGGAGACGCCGAGGGAAUGCGGGCAGCUGGAGGGGACGGCGUCGGGCCUUCGACCCUUGUCCAAGCAAAUCCCGUUGCUUGGUCCGAGAGUGGGGAAUGGGUCAGCCCCGAAGACCUCUCCGCUGUCCACGCUGUGAUCGUGGAUUUGCAGGCUGCAAUGGCCGAGUCCUUAGCGCCAGCCGAUGUUCUGUCUGUCGAGGCCACUCCCUUCGACGCCUUGCGACCUUUAGUGUUCCCCGUCGCCACAGAAGUGCUUGCCAAAAGAGUGGGUGGCCUCUGCCCUGAGCGAGGCCGCGUGCCCCGGCCCGCAAAGGCCAAACGGCCCACUGUGACCGCCCUUGCCCAGCCGCCUGGCCUCAGCGGACUUGUUCAGACCGACCUUUUGUCAGUUCUGGACCCUGCCGUUGUCCAAAGCGCUCGCAUGGCCGGGGUGCCAGAGGCCCACCUGGUCGAGAUGGCGAGACUGACGUCACUCAACAAGGGCCGCCUGAGCGAGGGCGCCAAGCCGGCCAAGCCUCGAGUCAUGAGGGCUGGCCCGCUGGACGAGUCAGGCGACGAGGCAGAGGUGGACGUCGAAGUGCCCGUCGCUCCGGAGCCUGCAGACCAAGUGGCCUUUGCCACACACAAGUUGACAGCGAUUGCCGAAAGCCUGACGGCGUCGAAGCGAAAGCCGGAAACUCUGGAAGCUUUGCUGGACGAGCCAGCGUCUGGCUCCGCCGAGUCUGGCUCUGUGGCUGCAACUGGCGGCCGACGCAACGCGGCAGCUCUGCGAGUGCUCAAGCAAUCCCUCCGGGACCGACCCAAGGAGCUGGCGGAUGGCAUCCUCCGGCGCAUGGCCGAAGCCGGGUCUUCAGUGGUACGGAUCCUCAGUGGCAUAGCAGAUGCCCUCAAAGCUCAGAGAUACGACGAGGGGCUUGCCAGAGCUCUGGUUGGUCUAGCGGCCACGGAGCAGGUCUCCUUGGACCGAGGCCUCCUGCGCCAGGAAACGACGACUGCGCCCGAGAAAACCGCAGAGGUAACAGACGAGGGCAAGGGGUCGCCAGCAGACAUCAUCGAGGAUCCCUCUCCCGUCGCCGCCGUGCGACUUGUCGAGCUGUAUUUGGUUGUAGCUGUUCUUAGUUGGUUUAGUCUAGGACAGCCUGCCACCUGCCCGCCGCACCUCGCGCUGGGCCAACCCUUGACUGGAGAGCAGAGGGGCAUUGUCCGCCGCCUGGAAACCAAAGUGCGAGUACUUGUCCUGCAUCCUGAAGUAGGACCUGCCGAGAUGGGCCGUGCUGCGGCCAAAGUCGAGAGCGUCGAAGCAGAAUUGGAGAGGCUUAAGGUGGGGAGCGCCGCUUUUCUGCUUGAAGACCCCUCUGCGGAGCCCUUCCUAGAUUGGGAGAGCCGAGCGCACUACGAAAGGCCUGCAGACUGGAUGAAGCCUCCAGGACAGGUGCAAGGUCCCCUGCGCAGGCCUCAGUUCAAAGCUUCUCGUUCGGAGAAGCUGGCCGUGCUGCGUAUGCUCGACUCCAGUGACCGUCUGGCCUUUUACCCGGCCUCGGCUUUCGACAGCCGCUUCACCAACGGGCUUUUCGCCAUCAUCAAAAAUCAAAGCAAAGAUAGAAUGAUACUAGAUGCUCGGUGUCAGAAUAUGCGCGAAUCAGCCACCGGCCGUUGGCUCCGCACUCUGGCCAACUUCAGCAGUUUGCUGACCCUCAGCCUUCGCCCUGACGAAGUCUUAAUAAUGGGGGGAGAGGAUUUGAAGGAUUACUACUACUAUUUCGCUGUGAGCGAUCAGAGGGCUCAGAGGAAUGUGCUGUCGGGAUCCCUGCCGGCCAGCGAGGCUCGACUCUUCUCCUGCUUCGAAGCUGCCGAGAAAGGCCACUCUCGAUACUAUGCUGCCCUUAAAACGCUUGCCAUGGGCGACCUCAAUGCUGUGAGCUAUGGCCAGACCAGCCAUGUCGCCAUGCUGUUGCAGACCGGGGAGGUCAGUCUUGCUGAACUGCUGACCCUGGACAGUAGGCCCAGCCGGGCUUCCCUUAUGGCAGGCAUCUGCAUCGACGAUUUCGUAGUGCUCGAAAAAGCAAAGCGUGACGCUCCGCAGGGUGAGCAAGGGAGACGCUCAGCUGGACUUCUGGCAGCAAUGCGGGGUCAGUACGGCCGAGCCGGCCUUGCCAGGAGCCCUGACAAGGCCUUUGAGAAGCAGACCAAAGCCAGUUUUUGGGGCGCUACUGUUGAUGGCCUGAGCGGUGACAUCAGGGCUAACCCUGCCCGAGCAUUGCCUGUCAUUGCUUACGUGUGUGACAUAGCCAAACUGGGAGUUGCCACACGGGCGCUCCUCGAGAUAGCUGCAGGGAGCCUCGUUAGCCUGCUCUCUUUCCGCAGAAGGCUCCUCUCAUGCCUCGAGCUUGUUUACACUGAAGGUCGGGCCCUGCCAAGGCAUCAAGUGUUCAAACUCAGCGACCGGCUCAGGGACGAGCUUUGGGCUAGCGCCAUACUCGUUGCCGCCGCCUCUACCAACAUGAGGGCCCGGCGCGCUGAGGUUCUUUAUGCUACCGAUGCUUCGCUUGAGUGGGAAGCCCGCCGCCGCCUCGAAGACAGGGCAGGGCGUGGUUGUCAGACCGCAACUCACCCGCCCCCGGUUAGAGCAGUGGCGACCAAUCCCGACACACCGGUCGAUCAGCGCAACACCAGAACGGCUACGCAGCUGCUGGCCGUCUGUUCGAGGGCCUUCCGACCUCAGCUGGCCCUACCCGCAGUCCCGGAGUUAGAGGGUUGCUCCGGACCUGGAUACCUUGACCUGUUUUGCGGAAGCUACGGGGUCGCUCGAGCCAUUGCCAAACAAACCUCGACCUGGGUGUUGACGUUUGAGGUCUGCCGAGACGCCUCAGAGGAUCUGCGAGCGCCUGCUGUGCAGGUGGCUCUGUUGCAUCUCAUCUCGUGCGGGGCCUUCCUCGGAGUCGGGGGUGGGCCCGACUGCACUAGCAUGAGCCGAGCUGUGCAUCCACCUGUGCGUUCGAAAGAGUUCCCUCAGGGAGUGCCUGACUGCAGGGGGGCGAUGCAGGAGAAGGUUCGAGUUGGGAACGAGCACUCUCGCUUCGCGGCGCGAGUAGUCGAGGCCGCUGUCAAUGUUGGCGUCCCGUUCUGGAUCGAAAAUCCUUGCUCCUCUUUCUUGUGGCAGCAACGAGAGUGGCAAGCCAUCUUAGCCAGUGAGCCGUCUUGUGGAAGUUUCUUCACCUACGAUUGCUGCCGCUUUGGCUGCGCUUGGAGGAAACGCACUCGGGUGUUUACCAGCACAGCGCUAGCAGGUCAACGAGUGCGAUGCGAGUGCUGUGCCAAGCACCCUACUCUCAGAGGGUACUGCAAACAUUCUGGCAGAUCUUGGACUAAAGUUGCAGGGCCUUACCCUCGGCCUGUUAACCACCUGCUUGCAGCCGCCUUGGUCGAGGCAACUAAGCCUUGUCGCCAACGCAGGCGGAUUGAUGCCGCUUCGUUCUGCCUCGGAGGCCUUGUGCGAGUGGGGGAGGCUACGAAGCCAGGUCCUUUCCAACGGGCCCAAAACCUUGACCAAGUCCUGCUUGUGACUGAACGCACUAGAGGGCUGCAAGACAGGCUUCUUCAGGGAUUUCAGGGCUGGCUUAAGGCUAAUUUCAGCGCUGGGGCUCUCCGCAGCUUAGACUCCUGUGCCAUGGUGUUUUGCGCCGUCCUCCGCGAAUAUGGUCAUCACCUAUACCGGGAAGGCGAGCCGAUCUACAAGUGGAGGCACCUCUGCGCUUACUUCCAGAAGAACAGGUUCGCAGUGAGGCCGUACAUGCCCAUGUGCUGGGAUCUGUUGACACGCUGGGAGGCCUUACAACCUACAGUUCACAGGGUGCCAACGCCUGUCAAGGUGCUGAAGGCUAUGUUGAGCCUCGCGCUCGCUUGGGGAUGGGUCCGGUUCACCAUCGUGACUGGCUUGUCCUUCUUUGGUGUAGCAAGGAUCGGAGAGCCGCUCCGAGCCCUACGACGAUCUGUUCUCCUUCCGAGCGACGUACUGGAGGCUGACUUAGGUGCUUGCUUCGUGCGAGUAGAGGCUCCCAAGACCGCGGGGCGCGGCGCGGAGCCGGGCGUGUUCAACAUUUCGUUUGCAGGGAGGCCCCGUUCGUCAAGUUCCUGGAGGUUGUGA